GAGGGCGUGGCCCGGGCUGCCGCGCCGGACGACCCGGCGGGGACCGCGGCUUCCCGAGCCCGGGGCGCACCUGGCGGCGGCGCGAGCGGGCCGGACGGCGCGCUCCGGGGCCCGCGGCGGCGGCCGGAGGAUGGCGCAGCAGGCGCUCCCUUCGUCGGCGGAGACUCGGAAGUUCACGCGGGCGCUGAGCAAGCCGGGCACGGCGGCGGAGCUGCGGCAGAGCGUGUCGGAGGUGGUGCGCGGCUCGGUGCUGCUGGCAAAGCCGAAGCUCAUUGAGCCCCUGGACUACGAGAAUGUCCUCGUUCAGAAGAAGACCCAGAUCCUGAACGACUGUCUGCGGGAAAUGCUCCUCUUCCCCUACGACGACUUCCAGACAGCCAUCCUGAGGCGCCAGGGCCGGCACUCGAGAUCCACGGUCCCCGCAAACGCAGAGCAGGAGGCGCACAGCCUGUUUGUCACCGAGUGCAUCAGAACCUACAACUCCGACUGGCACCUUGUGACCUACAAGUAUGAGGACUACUCCGGGGAGUUUCGGCAGCUUCCCAGCAAAGCGGCCAGGUUGGACAAGCUCCCUGUCCACGUGUACGAAGUCGAUGAGGAAGCGGACAAGGAUGAGGAUGCCGCGUCCCUUGGGUCCCAGAAGGGCGGGCUCACCAAGCACGGCUGGCUGUACAAGGGCAACGUGAACAGCGCCAUCAGCGUGACCAUGAGGUCAUUUAAGAGGCGGUUUUUCCACCUGAUUCAACUGGGAGAUGGGUCCUAUAAUCUAAACUUUUAUAAGGAUGAGAAGAUCUCCAAGGAACCCAAAGGCUCCAUAUUCCUAGACUCCUGCAUGGGUGUGAUCCAGAACAACAGGGUGCGGCGCUUUGCGUUUGAGCUGAAGAUGCAGGACAAGAGCAGCUACCUGCUGGCCGCGGACAGUGAGGCGGAGAUGGAGGACUGGGUGGCCGUGCUCAACAAGAUCCUGCAGCUCAACUUCGAGGCCGCCGUGCAGGAGAGGCGCAACGGGGACCCUCACGACGAUGAGGAACAGAGCAAGCUGGAGGGUUCCGGUUCCGGUCUGGAUAGCUACCUGCCCGAGCUCGCCAAGAGCACCAGAGAAGCAGAAAUCAAGCUGAAAAGUGAAAGCAGAGUGAAGCUGUUUUACCUGGACCCAGAUGCCCAGAGACUCGACUUCUCGUCUGCCGAGCCAGAGGUGAAGCCGUUUGAAGAAAAGUUUGGGAAAAGGAUUCUUGUCAAGUGCAAUGAUUUGUCUUUCAAUCUGCAAUGCUGCGUCGCUGAGAACGAGGAGGGACCCACGACAAAUGUCGAGCCUUUCUUUGUCACCCUGUCCCUGUUUGACAUCAAAUACAACCGGAAGAUCUCUGCCGACUUCCACGUGGACCUGAACCACCUGUCAGUGCGGCAGAUGCUGGCUCCUGUGUCCACAGCCCUGCCGAACGGUGGCCAGAGCCCGCCUGCCUUCCCGGGUGCCCUGCUCACGGCCAUGCAGUACCCGAGACAGGGGAUAUUUUCAGUCACGUGUCCUCAUCCAGAUAUAUUUCUCGUGGCCAGAAUCGAGAAGGUUCUCCAGGGAAGCAUUGCUCACUGCGCUGAGCCGUAUAUGAAAAGCUCAGACUCCUCUAAGGUUGCUCAAAAGGUGCUGAAGAAUGCCAAGCAGGCGUGCCAAAGGCUAGGCCAGUACCGAAUGCCGUUUGCUUGGGCAGCAAGGACACUAUUUAAGGACACGUCUGGAAACCUGGACAAAAAUGCCAGAUUCUCGGCUAUCUACCGGCAGGACAGCAAUAAGCUCUCCAAUGAUGACUUGAUCAAGCUGUUGGCGGACUUCCGGAAACCCGAGAAGAUGGCCAAACUCCCAGUGAUCUUGGGCAACCUAGACAUUAUCAUUGAUAACGUUUCCUCUGACUUCCCCAAUUACCUGAAUUCAUCAUACAUUCCCAUGAGGCAGUUCGAAACCUGCAGUAAAUCUCCGAUCACUUUUGAAGUGGAGGAGUUUGUGCCCUGCAUACCCAGACACACCCAGCCUUCCACUGUCUACAGCAACCACCUCUAUGUUUACCCGAAGUUCUUGAAGUACGACAGUCAGAAGUCUUUUGCCAAGGCCAGAAAUAUUGCUAUCUGCAUUGAGUUCAAAGAUUCCGAUGAAGAAGACUCUCAACCCCUGAAGUGCAUUUACGGCAGGCCUGGCGGCCCGGCCUUCACAACGAGCGCCCUGGCGGCCGUGCUGCACCAUCAGCAGAACCCGGAGUUCUACGACGAGAUCAAGAUAGAACUGCCCACCCAGCUGCAUGAGAAGCACCACUUGCUGUUCACCUUCUUCCACGUCAGCUGCGACAACUCAGCCAAGGGAAGCACAAAAAAGAAGGACGCUGUUGAAACGCAAGUUGGCUUCUCCUGGCUUCCCCUCCUGAGAGAUGGCAGGGUGGUGACGAACGAGCAGCAUACCCCGGUCUCAGCUAACCUUCCGGCUGGCUACCUUGGCUUCCAGGAGCUCGGCAUGGGCAGGCAUUAUGGUCCAGAAAUUAAGUGGGUGGAAGGAGGCAAGCCGCUGUUGAAGGUUUCCACUCAUCUGGUCUCCACAGUGUACACUCAGGAUCAGCAUUUACACAAUUUUUUCCAGUACUGCCAGAAAACGGAAUCUGGAGCCCAAGCCUCAGGGAGUGAACUAGUGAAAUACCUUAAGAGUCUGCAUGCAAUGGAAGGCCAUGUGAUGAUUGCCUUCCUGCCAACCAUUUUAAACCAGCUGUUCCGAGUCCUUACCAGAGCCACCCAGGAGGAGGUUGCAGUCAAUGUGACUCGGGUCAUAAUUCAUGUGGUUGCCCAGUGCCAUGAGGAAGGAUUGGAGAGCCACUUGAGGUCAUAUGUUAAGUUUGCCUAUAAGGCUGAGCCAUAUGUUGCAUCCGAAUAUAAGACGGUGCACGAGGAGCUGACCAAAUCCAUGACCACCAUUCUCAAGCCUUCUGCCGACUUCCUGACGAGCAACAAGCUUCUUAAGUACUCCUGGUUUUUCUUUGAUGUGCUGAUAAAGUCCAUGGCUCAGCAUCUGAUAGAAAAUAACAAAGUGAAGCUACUGCGGAACCAGAGGUUCCCAGCCUCCUACCAUCACGCUGUGGAGACUGUGGUCAACAUGCUGACCCCACACAUCACACAGAAAUUCCGAGACAACCCAGAGGCAUCCAAGAAUGCCAACCACAGCCUGGCCGUGUUCAUCAAGAGAUGCUUCACCUUCAUGGACAGGGGCUUCGUCUUCAAGCAGAUCAACAACUACAUCAGCUGCUUCGCUCCUGGGGACCCCAAGACCCUCUUUGAAUACAAGUUCGAGUUUCUCCGAGUGGUGUGCAACCAUGAACACUAUAUUCCUUUGAACUUGCCGAUGCCAUUUGGAAAGGGCAGGAUUCAGAGAUACCAAGAUCUGCAGCUGGACUACUCCUUGACGGAUGACUUCUGCAGAAACCACUUCCUGGUGGGGCUGCUGCUGAGAGAGGUGGGCACGGCGCUGCAGGAGCUCCGGGAGGUGCGUGUCAUCGCCGUCAGCACGCUCAAGAACCUGCUCAUAAAGCACUCCUUCGACGACAGAUACGCGUCCAGGAGCCACCAGGCCAGGAUAGCCACCCUGUACCUGCCGCUGUUCGGGCUGCUCAUUGAGAACGUCCAGCGCAUCAACGUGAAGGAGGUGUCGCCCUUCCCGGGGAACCCCGGCACUGUGGUGAAGGAUGAACCCCUUGCUGUGCCAGCUGGGAACCCACUCAUGACUCCUCAGAAGGGAAACACGCUUGACAGCAGCCUGCACAAAGACCUCCUGGGCGCCAUCUCAGGCAUCGCAUCUCCGUACACAGCUUCAACCCCCAACAUCAACAGUGUGAGAAAUGCCGACUCCAGAGGUUCCCUCAUCAGCACAGACUCGGGGAACAGCCUUCCGGAAAGGAACCUGGAGAAGAGCAACUCCCUAGAGAAGCAUCAGCAGAGCGGCACGCUGGGAAAUUCCGUAGUUCGCUGUGACAAACUGGACCAGUCUGAGAUCAAGAGCUUGCUGAUGUGUUUCCUCUAUGUGUUGAAAAGCAUGUCUGAUGAUGCCCUGUUUACGUACUGGAACAAGGCUUCAACCGCUGAACUGAUGGAUUUCUUCACGAUAUCUGAAGUCUGCUUGCACCAGUUCCAGUACAUGGGGAAGCGCUACAUCGCCAGGAACCAGGAGGGGUUGGGACCCAUGGGUCAUGACCGAAAGUCUCAGACAUUGCCUGUUUCCCGUAACAGAACAGGGAUGAUGCAUGCCAGACUGCAACAGCUGGGCAGCUUGGAUAACUCUGUCGCUUUUAACCACAGCUAUGGCCACUCAGAGGCAGACGUCAUUCACCAGUCGCUCCUGGAAGCCAACAUCGCUGCUGAGGUGUGCCUUACGGCUCUGGACACGCUGUCGCUGUUCACGCUGGCUUUCAAGAACCAGCUCCUGGCCGACCAUGGGCACAACCCUCUCAUGAAGAAAGUCUUUGAUGUCUACCUGUGUUUCCUUCAAAAACACCAGUCAGAGAUGGCUUUGAAAAGUGUCUUUACCGCCUUAAGGUCGCUGAUUUACAAGUUCCCCUCCACGUUCUACGAGGGACGAGCAGACAUGUGCGCCUCCCUGUGCUACGAGGUGCUCAAGUGCUGUAACUCCAAGCUCAGCUCCAUCCGGACCGAGGCCUCGCAGCUGCUGUACUUCCUCAUGCGGAACAACUUCGACUACACGGGGAAGAAGUCCUUCGUCCGCACACACCUGCAGGUCAUCAUUUCUGUCAGCCAGCUGAUUGCAGAUGUGGUCGGUAUUGGAGGAACCAGAUUCCAGCAGUCCUUGUCCAUCAUCAACAACUGUGCCAACAGCGACCGGCUCAUCAAGCACACCAGCUUCUCCUCUGACGUGAAAGACCUGACCAAGAGGAUCCGCACGGUCCUGAUGGCCACGGCACAGAUGAAGGAGCACGAGAAGGACCCGGAGAUGCUGGUGGACCUGCAGUACAGCCUGGCCAAGUCCUACGCCAGCACACCGGAGCUCAGGAAGACGUGGCUGGACAGCAUGGCGAGGAUCCACGUUAAGAACGGCGACCUCUCGGAGGCAGCGAUGUGCUAUGUCCACGUGACAGCCUUGGUGGCAGAGUAUCUCAUGAGGAAAGGCAUGUUCAGGCAGGGCUGCACAGCAUUCAGGGUCAUCACGCCGAACAUCGACGAGGAGGCUUCCAUGAUGGAGGAUGUGGGGAUGCAGGACGUGCAUUUCAAUGAGGACGUCCUGAUGGAGCUGCUGGAGCAGUGUGCGGACGGGCUGUGGAAGGCCGAGCGCUAUGAGCUGAUCGCGGACAUCUACAAGCUCAUCAUCCCCAUCUAUGAGAAGCGGAGGGAUUUUGAGAGGCUGGCCCACCUGUACGACACGCUGCAUCGCGCCUACAGCAAAGUGACUGAGGUCAUGCACUCGGGCCGCAGGCUCCUGGGCACCUACUUCCGAGUGGCCUUCUUUGGACAGGGGUUCUUCGAAGACGAGGAUGGGAAGGAAUACAUCUACAAAGAGCCCAAGCUUACGCCUCUGUCGGAGAUUUCUCAGAGGCUCCUGAAGCUCUACUCGGACAAAUUUGGUCCUGAAAACGUCAAAAUGAUACAGGAUUCUGGCAAGGUCAACCCGAAGGACCUGGACUCCAGGUUUGCUUACAUCCAGGUGACACACGUGACCCCAUUCUUCGAUGAGAAGGAGCUGCAGGAGAGGAAGACAGACUUCGAGCGGUGCCACAAUAUCCGGCGCUUCGUGUUUGAGAUGCCCUUCACGCAGGCGGGCAAGAGGCAGGGCGGCGUGGAGGAGCAGUGCAAGCGGCGCACGGUCCUGACGGCGAUACACUGCUUCCCCUACGUGAAGAAGCGGAUCCCGGUCAUGUACCAGCACCACACUGACCUGAACCCUAUCGAGGUGGCCAUCGACGAGAUGAGCAAGAAGGUGGCCGAGCUCCGCCAGCUGUGCUCCUGCGGCGAAGUGGACAUGAUCAAGCUGCAGCUCAAACUGCAGGGCAGCGUGAGCGUCCAGGUCAACGCUGGCCCCCUAGCUUACGCCCGAGCUUUCCUCGAUGUCAGCAACACAAAAAGAUACCCGGACAAUAAGGUGAAGCUGCUCAAGGAAGUUUUCAGGCAAUUUGUUGAAGCGUGUGGCCAGGCUUUGGCAGUGAAUGAGCGUCUGAUCAAGGAGGACCAGCUGGAGUAUCAGGAGGAGAUGAAGGCCAACUACAGGGAGAUGGCCAAGGAGCUCUCUGACAUCAUGCGUGAGCAGAUCUGCCCCCUGGAGGAGAAGACCAGCGUCCUCCCAAACUCCCUGCACAUCUUCAACGCCAUCAGCGGGACACCCACCAGCACGGUGGUUCAGGGGUUGACGAGCUCGUCCUCAGUCGUGUGAUUUACCUCAGGAACCAGUGUGGGGACAUGUUUUGUCACGUGCAAACUCAGGAUGACUUCCGGAGCCAAUCACUGGUGUGGCGAGCGAGGAAGAAGCCAUGCAGAGUGGGAGAGAGGAGCCUGGACUGCAAUAUUGAGGAGCGGGUCUUGUAGGAGCGGGGGAAGGCGCACAUGUUUUUUUUAAGUCUCACUGGCAAUAUUUAGUUUUCCUUGUGUCUUAACAGGUCUGUGUGGACACUCUUAAGCUGCAGUUUAGUUUUAUUCUUCUUAGAGUAUUAUAUUAAGGCAGAUGACCUAAUGGAAAGUGUCUGGGAUGCCUGUGGCAGCUGCAGCAGCACUGAAACAGGCUGGGGACUAAGCUGGAAAUAUCUUGAAAAUAUUUUUUUCCUGUGGCAUAUAUUGGAUGAGUACAGAACUAUUUUUGUGUCUAGUUUUUGACGACUGAGAGGAUUCACUAUUGUAAUUUUUGUACUUAUGAGACACUGAGGAGAUGUGCGCCUCUGUGUCCUCAAAGCAUGAUCCUGCAGGUGGGCCGGAGCCAGGGAGCUCACAGGGCCGCAGGCCUGGGCCCACAGGCUCGUGUCAGACCAGCGCCGUCGGUUAACGCAGCCUCCUCCCUGUGCUCACACACACUCCAUUUCCCCACUUGCAGUCCAUCGGCUUCCAUGCUGUUUAUUUGUGGCCAGUUUGUGCUGUGCUCAGUGUGUGCAAGUACAUUCGACUUCACUGUUUUAUUCCUGUACAUAAGAAGUGCAAUAUGGAGAUGUAUACAGUCUUUGCUAUAUGAGGUUUAUAAACUGUUUAAAAGAUUUUUCCUCCUUUUGCCAAAAUGGUAGACUAUGUGAUUGGUAAACCCAAAGUCCUAUAGUGAGUGGGGAGAUAAUUUAAAGUUUUCACCAUGUUAUAUUUUCUUUUAAGACUUUAAUUUAGUAAUUUUAUAUUUGGGAAAAUAAAAGUUUUUAAUUUAACUGGAAUCACUGCCCCGCUGUAAUUAAAUAUUCUGUACAUCAGCUGUAUUAAAAAUAACAUGGCUGGUUUUCUGGUAA
Messenger RNA from Psammomys obesus (fat sand rat), 7448 nucleotides. It is a transcript of the gene Dock9, whose product is annotated as dedicator of cytokinesis 9. Gene Ontology annotation, molecular function: guanyl-nucleotide exchange factor activity. The record is from RefSeq and is a predicted model, not a curated record. The transcript has 53 exons. The coding region runs from base 131 to 6403 and encodes 2090 amino acids. NCBI's taxonomy places the organism in Eukaryota, Metazoa, Chordata, Mammalia, Rodentia, Muridae. Gene Ontology annotation, biological process: small GTPase-mediated signal transduction; positive regulation of GTPase activity.